Messenger RNA from Megalobrama amblycephala (Wuchang bream), 3377 nucleotides. It is a transcript of the gene igf2b, whose product is annotated as insulin-like growth factor 2b. NCBI's taxonomy places the organism in Eukaryota, Metazoa, Chordata, Actinopteri, Cypriniformes, Xenocyprididae. Gene Ontology annotation, molecular function: hormone activity; growth factor activity. The transcript has 4 exons. The record is from RefSeq and is a predicted model, not a curated record. The coding region runs from base 121 to 759 and encodes 212 amino acids. Gene Ontology annotation, cellular component: extracellular region.
CCCAGAACUUUUGCCUGUCGCCUGAUUUUUGGGACAGCUCCACACAUCCUAACACCAACUGGGGAAACUAAACAGACCUUUUCAACCAAAUACAACACCACCGCAUUUUUUUACGUUGUCAUGGAGGACCAACUAAAACAUCAUUCUGUUUGCCAUACCUGCUUGAGAACAGACAGCUUCAUAAAUAAGGUCAUAAAGAUGUACUGGUCCAUACGGAUGCCCAUAUGCCUACUGUUUUUAACCCUGUCUGCCUUCGAAGUGGCUUCAGCCGAAACGUUAUGUGGUGGAGAGCUGGUGGACGCGCUACAGUUUGUGUGCGAAGACAGAGGCUUCUAUUUCAGUCGACCAACUAGUAGGUCGAACAGUCGGCGUUCUCAAAAUCGUGGGAUUGUGGAAGAGUGUUGUUUUAGCAGUUGUAACCUAGCUCUACUAGAACAGUACUGCGCUAAACCUGCCAAGUCAGAGAGGGACGUUUCAGCCACAUCCCUACAGGUCAUCCCGGUGAUGCCCGCAUUAAAACAGGAGGUCCCAAGAAAACAUGUGACCGUGAAAUAUUCCAAAUAUGACGUGUGGCAACGGAAGGCCGCCCAGAGGCUACGGAGGGGCGUCCCUGCCAUCCUGCGGGCCAAAAAGUUUAGGCGGCAGGCGGAGAGAAUCAAGGCCCAGGAGCAACUGCACCACCACAGGCCUCUCAUCACUCUUCCCAGCAAGUUGCCGCCCAUCCUUCUUCCCACAGAAAACUACGUCAGCCACAAGUGAAACCAGGAUCAUUUGCACAGAGUCGAUAAAAAAAGACUAGGGGAUCAAAGCUUUUUGUCUCUGACGUCAUUUCUGUGGCAGUCCUCAACAACCCUUCUUCCUUCCCCACCAAACGUGCUCACACGCUCUUCAAGUUUCUAUUCUUCCUGUUUCGUUCACCAACAAAAAGGCACAUCAUCAAUGAGAGGAACACAAUUCAGGUGAAGAAGCAAAAGAAAGAGCGAAGAAGUUGCGGAACGUCGAACGUUUCGCCAGUUUGGAGGACAUCAGAACGCGAGGAACAGCUAGAGCUAGCAUGAAAGAACCUAUUCCACUGCAUUCUCCCGAGACAUAAGUAUCUCUCUUUUUUAAAUAUUAGUUUGCACCUGUAACUAUAAAGGGACAUCCACACUGUAAGGAAUUGUUGUAAAAUUAGAUUCCUGUUCCAGCACCUUGUAAUCACAAAUGAAAAGCAGCGAAGAGUCUGCGAAUUGCACAUCGCCACGGAUUACGUCAAAGUUCUUGUUAAGUAAAUAAAAAAGGCACUAUUUUUUUAUGGACUAUGAACGUGUAGCUCAAAAAAUGUCAUGGUGCUAGCUUUGGGAAUGGACUCAAAGGAGAAGGGGUUGAAAAGCAUGUUUUUUUUUCCUUUGAAACUUUAUUAAACUUUCCGUUUUAAGGAAAGUGUGACUUUGGAAAGAGAAAACAAGAGCAUAUUGGCUGCGGGGAUAUCUCUGCGUACGUAAGACACGCGACGUAUGCCUUGGGUGGCGUUGCGAUAAAGGAAGGAGCAAGUGUGGGGACGCUGAAGGGAUCAUGUUCAAAUGCCUGGAUGUGAAGAACUCUUCGAGCGUGGCUGCACAAAACCCCUGCUUUGCACUGCAGGAGGAGGGACAUUGUGACCUUGAAAAAGUGGGAUGUUUGUAUUUUCUAUGUUCUUUUUCGUGAAAAUGCUUCAAGGAAAAAAAGGAAAAAAAAAAGAAAAAAAAAAAAGCCCAGUUUGGUUUCUGGUACCGUGACAUUCUUGUUGUUGCAAAAUAGGCUUUGUGUUUUUGUAACGUUAUUUUACAGUUCUGAAAAAAAAAAGGCACAAAUAUCAAUUCAAAGGGAAAAAACGCAAUAAUGUCAACUAACAUAUAUUUUUAACGUUUAUCCGUAGUAUUCACAUGCUUUUGCCUGAAAACAAAUACUUGAAUAUAUAAAUAUAUAUAUAAAUAUAUAUAGAAUAAAUAUGGAAAUAUAUAUUAUAAUUAGUUUCCAGGGACAUCAUGGUAUAUUCUUUUAGUCUGAGCUGUAUCUUGCGUAAUGAGCCGCCAAGCUUCUUUUUGUUUGUUUGUUUAAGAACAAUUAUGGGCACUGUAUAAAGGCAUUAUUUAUUUUAUUAUAAAAUUAUAUAUUAAAAUCAGUCCAAAUACAGUAAUAUACAUAGCACUGAUGCUCAACUGAUGGAUUUUAUUUUAUAUGCUCUCUCUUUUUUUUUUUUUCCCAUUUUACAUGUAAAUGCUUUUUGUAGAUGCUUUGUACCAAAAAAUAUUUCCUUUUUUCCUUUUGGUUCGCCACAGAGCUAUUUUAAAAUCAAUAUUUUAACAGCAGCUGUAGCCUGGAUUGCUUAGGCAUGUUGUAAUACAAAAAUAGGCACAUACUCAGAAUACUCUCUCUCUCCCUCCCGCAUGGCUUUUUAAUCUGCCAAAUGGAUUUCUGUUUAUAAAAAAACAAAAACAACUACAAAAAAAACUCGAGUUUAACUUUCCUCACGAGGAUCUGGAUAAACCCGGUCUCUAUAUGUCAUGAUUGUACACAAACCCACUACAGUUUAAGUCACUUUAAUGCUGUCUUCAUUGUUGUAUCAUCAUUUUUGUAAGGUAUGCCAUGUUUUUGGGAUUGAGAAGAGCCUGUUCCGGUUGCUGAGUAACUGAACUGCAUCCGUAAGGCAGAGUAAAAUCCAUUAUGAUGUCACAAAGUGUGGACUGUUUAUACUCGCCAUCUUACAAUAAUUUGCCCUAAAUCCUAAUAUUUCCUUUCGAUCAGGGUGGUUUUUCAAGUCCUCCAUGUAUCUUCAUCUCAGUUGUUGAAGGGCUACCAUACUUAUUUACCCUAAUACUCAGGAAAUAUCAGCAGAUUUAUGUGAAAAACCCAAUACACGGCCAUUUUCUUUACACUGUUUCUUGUAUAAGGUCAAAAAAUGAUACUAUAGUAUCGCUUAGUACCUUGAAACUUAAAGGUCUAAGUGCCUGCAGUGUAUCCCUUUGCCUUGAUAAUCCAAUAUUUAUCUGAUUCAUAUCAGUUGUGACGAAACAGUGCAAUUAUUAUAAUUACUAUCAUUAUUUUUAUUAUUAAAACAUCCCAUAUUUCCAGAGACAUUGCCAUUUUUUUCUAUUAUGUUAUCCCUGCAAGGACUGCAAUCACUGUUGUUCUUUCCAAACUGCUUACUCAACUUUCCAUGCGUAAAAGGCGUCGAACACGUCCUUUUGCGCUAAAAAAUGAAGGGAUCUUUUGUCUUUCAUUGGCAACGGUUUAAUAUCAGUAGCCCACGCAGCCUGUGUGUAUUUUAAUUGAUUUAACCUCUGCACGCUAGAACGUCCGAAAUGCACAAUUCAUGUACUUUCAUUUUUAAUAUCAAUAAAAACCAUUUUAUCAAA